Molecule: messenger RNA, 938 nt
Organism: Capsaspora owczarzaki ATCC 30864
Lineage: Eukaryota; Filasterea; Ministeriida; Capsasporidae
Exons: 2
Coding region: 17-910 (297 amino acids)
Molecular function (GO): zinc ion binding; nucleic acid binding
Source: RefSeq, a predicted model, not a curated record
GAGAGAUUUACCAGUCAUGAGCGAUCGUCGUAUGAAAGACCUGCUCAAGCAGUCUGGGAGCCGCCGGUCUGGUGGUGCUGCGUCGGCUGCGGCUCCAAAGUGCCAGAACUGCAAGCAGCCGGGCCACUGGACGUACCAGUGCACCCGCAGCAGUGCCGAUGCGACCGUCUACCGCCCAAGGCCAUCGCGAUCCAAGCUGCUCGAGGACCGCAUUGCGUCAGGCGCGCCGGCGUCGAUCGCACUCCCGCCAUCAGGCGUCGGGAUGACUGCGGCAGGCGCUCCAGCUCAGUCCCAAUCCCAAGCACAGUCCCAAGCCCAAGCCCAAGCGGAUGAAGCCAAGAGCGAACGUGCUGCCUCGCAUGAACUCUCUGCAAUGUCGCUUGCUGCCGUGCCGCAGGGUGGUGCCGCCGAGCAAGGUCGAGGCCGAUCCAACACAAAGCGACGAGCUGCGUCGCGAUCAUCGUCCAGCUCGUCGGGAUUGUCGUCUGCGUCGGGAUCGUCAUCAGGGUCGGGAUCAUCACGGUCAUCAUACUCGUCGUCUGGAUCAUCGUCAGGCUCGAGCUCCGGGUCGGACUCUGGCUCUGACUCGGAUUCUGGCUAUAGCUCGGAUUCGAGCAGCGGAUCAAGCCACAGCAGCGGAUCAAGCGAUUCCGAAGACGAAGGCAAGCAUCGUCGUCGUCGUCGUCGUAGCCACGGUUCUAGGCAUCGUCGUCGUAGUAUUAGUCGUAGUCCUAGUCCUGAUCGGAGUCGCUCGUCCAAGAAUUCACUUCGACCGCCUUCAUCUCGUCGUAACAAUGCUCGGUCUCGGUCUCCAUCUCCAUCCCGGUCUCGGUCUCAGUCUCGGUCUCGAUCGCCGCCUCGUUCGUCUUCGUCUCGGAGUAGAUCCGACCGCGGGCGUCGCGACGAUUGAAUCAGGCAGCGCAAAUGAAUUUUUGUGU